AUGUCAUCUCUUGGUUCCUGGAAGAAUGAGACAACCCUGAUCCUGCAACAGGUUGGAUUCCAGGUUCAGAAAAUCUACCCAUUCCAUGAUGGCUGGAACACUGCCUGUUUUGUAAUCCUGGUCUUGUUUAUCCUGACUGUGCUAUCUCUGGUCCUGCUGGCGUUCCUCUAUGAAAUGCUGGACUGCUGUUGCUGUGCCAAACACAAGACAGUAAAAGAUCUAGAGAAUGAGCCAAACCCAGUCAGAGCUCUAAUGAGCAGCAUGAAAAAGCGGAAAAACUGA
Molecule: messenger RNA, 282 nt
Organism: Staurois parvus
Lineage: Eukaryota; Metazoa; Chordata; Amphibia; Anura; Ranidae
Source: the annotation of a GenBank genome assembly